CUGUGUUUUCCUGGCGCUGGGCUGUGCGGCACUAAUCACCUCCCAUACCCUGGGAGCAGCGUGGUAGGCACAACAAGCUCCGCGGUCGGUCCGUUCACUCCUGCGCUGCUCCCACUGCAGUUCCUCCGCGGCACUGACGGACCACACCGACCUGCCAAGCCCAGCAAGGACGGAGAAAUGAGCUCGUCCUCGGCCGUUCACAUCGCACUGACGUGAGCGUGUCACGGCUCUGCUUCACACACACACACACAUAGAGAAGACACACACACUGGUGUCCUGUUGACAAAUCACGCAGCUCGGUUGUCGGACAGUCCCACCCGCAGCCCCGGACCAUGGCGGAGAGAAGUGGCCGGUUGAGUUUCCCCGGGAGCGGGGCUCUCAACAGACCGGUGCCCAUGAACCUGUUUGCAACAUGGGAGAUAGAUGGAUCCUCCCCGAACUGCAUCCCGAGACUGUGCAGCCUGACUCUGAAGAAGCUGGUCGUGAUGAGAGAACUCGAUAAAGAGCUGAUCUCCGUGGUCAUCGCCGUUAAAAUCCAGGGCUCCAAACGGAUUUUAAGGUCCCAUGAGAUAGUGCUGCCACCCAGUGGGUCUGUGGAGACCGACCUGGCGCUCACCUUCUCACUGCAGUACCCUCACUUCUUGAAACGAGAAGGAAACAAGCUGCAGAUCAUGCUGCAGAGGCGGAAGAGAUACAAGAACCGAACUAUCCUGGGCUACAAGACCCUCGCGGUGGGAUCCAUCGACAUGGCCGAGGUGAUGCAGCACCCGACGGAGGGAGGCCAGGUCCUGCCUCUCUGCAGCAACCAGAAAGACAUGCUGGGGAAGGUGGCAGAGAUCUGGAUCUUUUCCCUUUCCAGUCAGCCGAUAGACCACGAGGAGGCCGCCCUGCAGGGAGGACAGAAGAUCAAAUGCUCCGAUAACUACUCCGAGGAAGAGUAUGAGAGUUUCUCCUCGGAGCAGGAGGCCAGCGACGACGCCGUGCAGGGACAGGAUCUCGAGGAUGACGAGUACGACGUGAGAAAGCCAAAGAAGCAGAGGAGGUCGAUUGUGAGGACGCCGUCCAUCACCAGACAGCAGAACUUUAAGCAGCGCGUGGUGGCUCUCCUGAAGCGCUUCCGAGUUUCAGACGAGGUGCUGGAUUCAGAGCAAGACCCUGCAGAGCCGCCCCCUGAGGUGGAGGAGGAGGACCUGGACCUGGACAGUGUCGAGUUCGAGAACCCGAGCGACAGCGGGCCGGAGCUGGACGACGAUGACAGCGUCCUCAGCACGCCAAAACCUAAACUCAAGCCAUAUUUCGAGGGUCUCUCCCUCUCCAGCUCUCAGACUGAGAUCGGCAGCAUCCACAGCAGCCGGAGCCACAGGGAGCCGCCCAGCCCGAUUGACCCGGAUAAAACCAAGUGCGGCGGGGCCAAAUUUCCAGAUGACAGUGUGUCCGAUAACGUCUGCUUUGAGCAGCCGGAGGCGGUGACUCCGACCACAGAGCUGGAGAUGGACAACAUGGACACAUUUUUAGAGAGGCUGCCACCGAGUGGCAAGAUGACAAAGACGGAGUCCCUAAUCAUUUCAUCCAACAGGCAGGAACCGAAGCUGGCAGGGAGGCGAGGAAGGAGCACGUCGCUGAAGGAGCGCCAGCCCAGCAGGCCGCAGAAUGAGAGGGCGAACAGCCUGGACAACGAGCGCUCCCUGGACACACGCUGCCACCUUCAGAUCCCAAGAAAGACGGUGUAUGACCAGUUAAACCACAUCCUGGUGUCUGAUAACCACCUCCCUGACAGCAUCAUCCUCAUCAACACGUCAGACUGGCAGGGCCAGUAUCUUUCAGAUAUGCUGCAAAACCACCAUCUACCAGUGGUCUGCACCUGCACCACGGCCGACAUCCAAGCUGCGUUCAACACCAUCGUCUCCCGCAUACAGAGAUUUUGCAACUGUAACUCCCAGACGCCCAUUCCCAUAAAGAUCGCAGUGGCCGGCGCGCAGCACUACCUCAGCGCUGUGCUGAGGCUUUUUGUUGACCACCUCUCCCAUAAAACCCCAGACUGGCUCGGCUACAUGAGGUUCCUCAUCAUCCCUCUAGGUGCACAUCCAGUCUCCAAAUAUCUCGGCACUAUUGACUAUCGAUACAACAGUUUGUUCCAAGAUGCUGCGUGGAGGGACCUGUUUCACAAGCCGGAGGCUCCUGUUGUUGCCCAGGAAAACCCAGACGUGGUCUCGAGGGUAACUCAGUACAUGGUGGGCGCUAACGGAGCUCACCAGCUUCCCAUCGCAGAGGCCAUGCUCACCUACAAACAGAAGAGGAAAAAGAGCUUUCAUUUUGAUUUUGCAGUAAGUCUCUCUGUUUCUUCCCUGGGGGGGCGAUGGCAGGUUUCCUCAAGCCCCGACGAGGACUCGUGUCAGAAGUUCAUCCCUUUCAUCGGAAUGGUGAAAGUCGGCAUCGUGGAGCAAACAUCUGCAACAUCAGGAGACUCUGAUGAUGCAGCUCCUCUGGGCUCCUCGUUGCUCUCCUCCACCCCUCCACAAGUUUCCCCCGCACUCAAAGAGGCGUCGCCGACACCGCCCUCCUCUCCCUCCGUCCACACCAGCUUCUGCGCUUACAGUUCUGUAGGUCAGACGGAGCUGAUGGGGCUUCAGGUGGACUACUGGGUGGCUCCAACAGAAAGGAAGAAGGACAUGGAGAAGCGGGACUCCUCCUCCAAAAACACUCUCAAGUGCAAUUUCCGCUCGCUGCAGGUCAGCCGGCUGCCGCUCGGGGGUGCAGAGCCGAGCCCCCAGCCCACCAUGUCCAUGACUGUGGUGACGAAGGAGAAGAAUAAGAAGGUCAUGUUCCUGCCAAAAAAGAGCAAAGACAAGGAGGUGGAGUCGAAGAGUCAAGUCAUCGAGGGCAUCAGCCGGCUCAUCUGCACUGCCAAGCAACAGCAGACCAUGCUGAGAGUACUGAUCGACGGCGUCGAGUGGAACGAUGUGAAGUUUUUCCAGCUGGCGGCGCAGUGGUCGUCGCACGUCAAACACUUUCCCAUCGGGAUCUUUGGACACACGAAAGGCCCUUACUAAGAGACUGAAACACUGAGGACAGCUCCCACAUCUCGUCCCUUUCCCGCCCUCGUGCCAACAGCUUUUAAUGCCCCUGACUCUCCCACCGCACACUUCUUCUUAUUCUGCCGUCUUAAUUUAAGCUCCUGCUUUCACCUGUCUCGUUUGUCCGAUUAUUUAAUCUGUUGUGAGUUUUUUUUUAUUUUCUAUUUAUGUCAAAAUGUCUCAAGGCAACGCUGCCAAGGGAAUAUUUCUUUACUCGGCUUUUUAAAAAGAAAAAAAAAUCCUGCUGAUGUUUUAUAGACUUUUGAGAAGAAAAAAAACCCUAAUUAAAUAAUAAUUAGAAAUGACUUCUAACCUUUAACAUAAUGUACGAGUGCCCAGGUUUCACCCUCUGCCAUCAUUUCUUUUUUUAAUUUUAAUUUGGUGAGGCCCAGCACAUUUAAUCAAAAAUAUAUUUGAAAAGAACAAGAGCAGCUGCCUUGAUAUGAAGCGGAAGAGGUGACGGACGUCUUUAAUUCCCCAACAAUGACGAACAAAUUUUGGAUUCUCAGCCGGUCGACUCGUCGUCUUCACCCUGGAGAAGAAGAAGAAGAUGUUCGUCUCUCUCUCUGCACUCGAUGAAGAAAUCUAAAUGUGCAAUAGACUGAAUACUGUGUGAAGUGAUUCUGGAUAAUAACCCGGCACUGUUAGGAGAUUUAGUCGUGAUUAAGCCCUUCUCUUCUUCACUUUCUCCUCCUGGUGAAUGGGCUCGAGGUUCGAAGAGUUUGAGACACGUAAUUAGAUAAAUGAAGAUGUUUUUGCUUUCAUGGCACAAAAUGAACUCCUUCAUAGGUUUAUUUGCCUCCUUGCAGAGCGUUAGGCGAGAUUAAGAUUGAUGGCGCCUAAAUGUCUGUACCAGCAGGUUAGCUUAGCUUAGCAUAAAGAAUGGAAACAGGGGGAAACAGCUAGCGUGGCUCUGUCCAAAGGUAACAAAAACCACCAACCAGCACCUCCAAAGCUCAAGAAUAUCACGUCCAAAGUCUUCUAAAUGUUUAGGAACGCUUUGCUUUUAUAGGGGAAAUUUACAGGAUGUUUCCUGUAAACUGACUGAGCUUAUCGUGUUUUUUUUACACUUCACGUACGGGUUACACAAAAGGGAAAUACAGCAAAGUGUUUUCACCUUCAGAGCCACGCCAGCUGCUUUCCAAUCUUUAUACUUAUGCUGAGCUAAGCCGAACCCGGCUACGCACACAAACAGCGAGUCUGGCUCUGAUCAAAAGUAACAAAAUCUGCCUACCAGCAUCACAACUGUGAUUAACACAGUAUAUAAAUAAAUAUAUAUAUUUCCUUUUUGUUUUAAUCUGUGGAAAAACUGAGCCAGGCUAACUGUGCCUCUUGUUUUCCAGUCUAAGCUCAUCUAACUCUCUGCAAGAGAGCAGAAUUUCAAAAUAAAACUCAUUUCACAGUUUCAGACGUAACUCUUCGUCCUCGAGCUCCACACUCCUCCGACACACUCCACAUCUUUUCCGCUAAAAGUUACUUUUUUUGCCAAAGGAAUACUCGUCAGCUGCAGCUCACUCGUUAUCUGCGUGGUAUUAUAGAAGACUUCAUAAUGUAGAGGUGAAUGUAUUGAAGGUACCUUAAUGUAAAGCACUUUUAAAUGUUUGUCCAUUAUAGAGUAGUGUGUUAUAAAAAAACCCAGUCUGGGAACCUGCAGGUAUGACUAACCGUGGUUUCACAGAGGCACUUGGACGGACGCCGUGUCCGUCUUUAUAUCCGAGCUGAACAAACAGCACAAAGCAGCAGCGGUGAUCAUGGCAUAGUUUAUAUGCAAAGCAAAGCAAGCACCUGUAUCCUCUGUGUGUGUGUGUGUGUGCUGUGUAAUAUCACUUUACGCUCGGCGUGAGGCCUCGAGGACUCCUUAGACUUCUGUAAGGUUAGCCUAGAACGUGUACGUGGUGUUAGUAGAUUUUUUUUGCUCAAUCUUUUGUUGACUGUUCAGCAUAAAAAACUACUAAAAAAUAAAAGUAUUUUGCUUAUAAAAUUUCUUUCAGUAGCAGUUCCAUCAUAACCUUUUGCCAAUGUCUUGAUAAGUGCCUAAAUUGCUUAAUUUUGACAAAUCAACAGAAGUAACUCGUCCCCCCGGUUAACAUGGUGCUGAUUCUGGUCCGACCACAACAGAAUAUCUCAAUACAGUGCAUUGAUUUUUGCAGUAUAAACACAUGCAGAUGAAGCUUGUUCAUCGGAGGGAGGGGGGGAAAUCUCACUCUUGGGUUUGAAUUGAUUAAAAAGAAACGCAACAGCCCGUUCGUGUUGAGCAUAUAUUUGUUUCUCUGUGUAGAAGAUGUUUUAGAUGUUUUGGUUUUUCAUGUCGUCUCAGAGAAAGGCUUGUUGAAACUGAACGUUCCUUAAAGACUACCACUGUAAUCCCAAAAGUUGGAGUAAUAAAACUACUAUACACACUAAAA
Messenger RNA from Larimichthys crocea (large yellow croaker), 5479 nucleotides. RefSeq names its product phosphofurin acidic cluster sorting protein 2 (gene pacs2). The record is from RefSeq and is a predicted model, not a curated record. NCBI's taxonomy places the organism in Eukaryota, Metazoa, Chordata, Actinopteri, Sciaenidae. The coding region runs from base 333 to 3050 and encodes 905 amino acids. Gene Ontology annotation, biological process: protein localization to plasma membrane. Gene Ontology annotation, molecular function: transmembrane transporter binding. The transcript is spliced from 26 exons.